Molecule: messenger RNA, 1329 nt
Organism: Limulus polyphemus (Atlantic horseshoe crab)
Lineage: Eukaryota; Metazoa; Arthropoda; Merostomata; Xiphosura; Limulidae
Product: muscle-specific protein 20-like
Exons: 4
Coding region: 255-815 (186 amino acids)
Biological process (GO): actomyosin structure organization
Molecular function (GO): actin binding
Source: RefSeq, a predicted model, not a curated record
UUCAGUCCUGUUUAGGAAGCGACUGUGACGUGUUAUUCCUCAAACUGUGGCUUCAACUUCAUAAGUUCAGUGGGAGCUUGUAGAGGAAGAGUGGUAUUUUUGGAAAGUUUGGUUCUCAUCUGAAAUACAUUCCCUGCUUUCGGUGAAUAUCCGUCAGUGUUCUUCAGUUAGACCAGCAGUCACAUCGUAAUAACUUCGCCUAGUUCUUUCAUAUCCGUAUACUGCUGUUGUUAUCCUAGCCACGCCCAUCCAUCAUGUCCAGCCGCGGUCCUGCUUAUGGUAUGUCUGCUCAAGUGGCCAACAAGAUGGCCUCAAAACGUGACCAAGGUCUCGAAGCAGAGCUUCUUCAGUGGAUAGAAGCCAUCUUGGGUGAGAAACUCCCACCCGGUAGCUUUGAUGACAUUCUGAGAGAUGGUGUUAUCCUCUGCAACUUGAUGAACAAGAUGAUGCCUGGUUGUAUCCAAAAGAUCAACACUUCUGGAGGUCAAUUCAAGAUGAUGGAGAACAUCAACAGAUUUCAAGAUGCAGCCAAGAAAUGGGGAGUUCCAGAGAUUGAUGUCUUCCAGACAGUCGACCUAUGGGAGAAGAGGAAUAUUGCCCAGGUGGCUCAGUGUCUAAUGGCUCUCGGACGGGCAUGUUAUCUCCAUCCUGAGUGGAAAGGACCUUGUUUAGGUCCUAAACCUUCCGAAGAAAACAAGCGUGAGUUCACCGAGGAGCAGCUCCGUGCUGGCGAGGGUAUGAUCAACCUACAAUACGGAACGAACAAGGGAGCUAACGCCAGUGGCCUCAAUUUCGGCAACACUAGGCAUAUGUAAAUGUCGCUUCGUCUGCAACACGGUUGGAGCAACGUCUCUAAUGUGAAUCAUUUAUUGCAAACCUUUGCAUAAACUACGUAGAGAGACACAAUAUGUUGAAAUUUUAUAACACCGGAAGAAGAUAAUUUUAUUAAAACUUUCUACGCUGAAAAAAAAAAAAAAGAAAAUUUAUAUCUUACAUUUUGGGUUCACGAGUCAAUCCAUUUGCAUUUCAAACUUUCUUAACUCCAUCAGAAACAAUUUCAGGCCUGGAUUUUAAAACUUGAACGUUACCUAUGUAGAAAUAGCAGUAUCGUUCUUUAAUACUCUAGUUGUUGUUUUCUUUUUUUUUUUUUGUCAAUGCAGGCAUUUGUUUCCAUUUGUACGUAUAUUUUCAGUUGCAGCCCAAAGAGGUCUGAUUUGGUCCUAAUAAAACAACUACAAGUUGAAGUUGCGCAUGUAUAAACUGGGACAUCUUGUAUAGUGAAAGUUAAUAAAAGAGUAAACCAGUCAACUUUUGUCUCUGGUCACAAGA